Miscanthus lutarioriparius is the source of this 486-nucleotide messenger RNA. NCBI's taxonomy places the organism in Eukaryota, Viridiplantae, Streptophyta, Magnoliopsida, Poales, Poaceae. The record is from the annotation of a GenBank genome assembly.
AUGGCGACGGAGCUGACGGCGGCGCAGCUGCGGGCGUACGACGGCACCGACCCUUCCAAGCCCAUCUACGUCUCCGUCCGGGGCAAGGUCUACGACGUCACCUCUGGCCGCGGCUUCUACGGCCCCGGCGGCGCCUACGCCGUCUUCGCGGGCCGCGAGGCCAGCCGCGCCCUCGGCAAGAUGUCCAAGGACGAGGCCGACGUCUCCGGGGACCUCUCUGGGCUCACCGACAAGGAACUCGGCGUCCUCGCCGACUGGGAGACCAAGUUCCAGGCCAAGUACCCCGUCGUCGCCCGCGCUCGCCGACGCCUGAACUCGGCAGUCUCAGCUCAACCACCCCAAAUCAGCCGCGAGUCCACCAUCAGCAGCUCUCUGCUGCGGCCAAGUGUCAGUGUAAACUCUGUCCUGCCUCUUGCAGUGUUGUUCAGUGCUGUGCUUGCUUGUUUGUGGCUACCCAAUAAUCUGAAUGGAAUGAUGUGUAUGUGA